AUGGUGCGCUUCCAGCCUUGGUGUAUGGCGGUACAGACACGCUUCAAGUGGCGCCACAAGGAGACGGAUCGCUGGCGUCGGCUGAUGGACGCAACAUGCAUCCCCUUGGAUUGGUGUGGACAGACACGUGGGCCGACCUUCUCACAAUACGGCGGGCACUGGACGCAUCUGCUCACAUGUGCCCAUGUGAUAUGUCCCUGGGACUACCCCAAUUAUUAUCCCACGGAGGGACCGACCCGCUUUGUCUCCCGCAUUACGCUGGCCGACACCAUGACGCAAGUUCGCCUCGUUUCUAUGCAGGGGACCGCCGUCUAUAGGCACUUUACGUCAAACCAGCACGUUUACGUGCACGCCAACCCCCGGUUAGAUCUCUGUGUGGUGCAUCCAGAGCAAAAUUUGAAGCGUAGUGGGGAGAUGAAGAUGCUGUGGAUGCAGAAUGAGGGUUACGUCAUACGCCCGCGUCUUGAGUUGGUUGAACCACUGGCAGUGGGUGACCACGUAUGGAUCUAUGGCAUGACGGCACAUGAAUCACUCUUUGACGAGGAGAAGGCGCCAGAGCCGCUCAUGGUGCCAACGGGAAUCCGCGCAAAGGUGCACACUUUGACACGGGAGCACUUCUUCCUUGACACAACCUCGCUUGAGGGGGCGGACAAGGGCCGUAUUGGCAUGGGCAUGUGUGGCUCCGUCGUGAUGCGGAAUGGACGCUGCGUUGGGAUGCUGACCGCAACUGUGCACGAAGAGAGUAAAAUGCAGGAGCUGGCCGGGACCGGCAUGUGUGCGUAUGCCUCAGACAUCUUCGACUUUC
Trypanosoma cruzi is the source of this 805-nucleotide messenger RNA. RefSeq lists its product as uncharacterized. The transcript has a single exon. The record is from RefSeq and is a predicted model, not a curated record. NCBI's taxonomy places the organism in Eukaryota, Euglenozoa, Kinetoplastea, Trypanosomatida, Trypanosomatidae. The annotation marks the transcript as partial.